Paramacrobiotus metropolitanus is the source of this 1271-nucleotide messenger RNA. RefSeq lists its product as uncharacterized. The record is from RefSeq and is a predicted model, not a curated record. NCBI's taxonomy places the organism in Eukaryota, Metazoa, Tardigrada, Eutardigrada, Parachela, Macrobiotidae. The coding region runs from base 356 to 916 and encodes 186 amino acids. The transcript has 2 exons.
UUUACUAGUACCAUAGUUCGAAAAUCCAGUAAGAGAUCUACCCUAGUGAGAGGACAUGCCAGUCUCAUAAGACUUAGUGACCUCUCUUUCUUUUCGGUGGUUUACGUUCAUAGCAGAAAAAAUACGGCGAACCAGUCAGUACAGGGUAACAAGGCAUUCAGAUUUAUUACGACUUGUAUAAUUCUAGGGAGUGAAAUACUUCUAUAGAAAACGUUUUAACGGUUCUGCGGAAAGAAUUUCUGUUGGAUUACGCUUUUCCUGAGCAUCGUCAAGGAAGUCGUUUCAGCGAAAAUUUAUCUGGAGUUCCCAUUACUAUCGUGGUCGAAGUUGUAGGUACUGUACAUGCGGAGCCAGUAUGGACGGGUUGCGGGAAACAAACGAUUCGUCGGAGUGGUUUACAUCACUCUGGUACUAUAAACCGGACGUCACCAUAAAACCACAAGUGCGCCGCGAAUUCUGCAUGGCGUACUGCUUAAACGCCAGUACCAAUUUACCUGACGAAAUGCGUGCAAUUAACCGUUUCCGUCUAUCCCCACGGCGUUCCAUACUGCGCAGUCGGACGGGAUCUUUCUCGUCCGUCUCGACAUCCUUGACCCGGAGGGAACCGGUAUCAUGCGGGACGGCUGCGGAUCGUGAAGAAAAUACGGCCAACACAAAGCCAUUGGCGACGAUGACGUCAGCACCACAUAUUACCGGAACAGCAGGCUUCCGCCAUUUCACAAAAGUACCUAUGUGCAUCGGGGAAAGCGGCUGGCGGUUAUUGGCUAUCUUUGGCGGGGAAAUCCAGUUGCGCUCUUCGCUUGUACUCCUCGUGAUACGAUACGAAUUAAGCGAGGCAAACCCUAUGAUGCAGGCCGUUUGGGUCAACGUGCAGAAAGCAGCUUGUUUCACCAAGACAAUCACGCGUAAUCUGUAAAAAAAAUCAAAAGAAAUGGAAGCCACGAGAAGGCUUCCAUCGCUCACGCACCGGAAAUCAAAUCGUGCAAACUUGAAGUACGUUCGACCACACUUGAAGUCCCCUUGGGAUUGUCUGCUCUUUAGCCGUAAUAAUAAUAAUAAAGUAUAAUGUGUGCAGUGUGCAAACUUCUAUGGAUGUAUUCAUAUAUUCUGCACAGCAGAUGUUUUAUUUUUGAAUGCCGCUGCACUACAUCACCGCCCCUAGCAUCAUAUCUGAGCUACAGACAAGUCGCUAAUCUGGAAGAUACUGUAACGGUCAUUAAUCACAUAGACGUUCAAGUAAUUUUUAAUGUAUGUGUGUAAAUGUUCGUGAA